This is a messenger RNA of Paramecium octaurelia, 1648 nucleotides long. NCBI's taxonomy places the organism in Eukaryota, Ciliophora, Oligohymenophorea, Peniculida, Parameciidae. The record is from the annotation of a GenBank genome assembly.
AAUAGAAAUAGGUAGAAAAUGUCCUUGAAAGACUUUUAGAUUUUGUAAGAACUAGGUAAAAUUUGUAAUGAUGUUAGGUGAGGGAGCAUAUUCGAAAGUGUAUAAAGUAAGAAGAAUAGCAGAUGGUUUCGAAUACGCUUUAAAGAAAGUGAAACUACAAUCAUUAUCAGACAAAGAGAAAUAAAACGCAUUGAAUGAAGUUAGAAUAUUAGCUAGUGUCAGACACGCCAAUGUAAUUUAGUAUAAGGAGGCAUUUUUAGAAGAAUCUACUCAGAGUUUGUGGUAUAACCUAUUGUUUCUAAAUAGUAUUGUAAUGGAGUACGCAGAUGAUGGAGAUUUAUUCUAAAAGAUUGUUGAGUGCUAGAAAAAAGGAAUGCUGAUGGCUGAAAAGGACAUUUGGAACUACUUUACAUAAGUAAUUCAUCCAUCUACUUUAAGAUAGUUAAGGGAUUGAAGGCAUUGCACGAUAUGAAGAUAUAUCAUCGAGACUUGAAAUCAGCUAAUGUCUUCAUGAAUGUAGAUGGAACUGUUAAAUUGGGAGAUAUGAAUGUAUCUAAAGUGGCUAAAAAAAUACUAUUAUACACUUAAACCGGAACCCCUUAUUAUGCAUCUCCUGAGGUGUGGAAGGAUCAGCCUUAUGAUUCCAAAUCCGAUAUCUGGUCAUUAGGUUGUGUUCUUUAUGAGAUGACAACAUUAAAACCUCCAUUCAGAGCAGAAGAUAUGAACGGUCUUUACAAGAAAGUUGUUAGAGGCUAUUAUCCAAAAAUACCAACUAUAUAUAGUUAAGAUCUAAGCAAUGUUAUUAGAGCUUUACUCUAAGUCUAACCUCAUUUGAGACCAUCUUGUGAUAAAAUCUUACAACUAUCAGCAGUUAUCAAUAGAAUGGAUGAUAAGGUUCUGAUUGAAGAAGAAGGGGCCAAAUUCUUAUUAUAGACUAUUCGAGUCCCCAGAGUCAUGCAUUAUCUAACUGAUAGAUUACCUAAGCCUAAUUAUGCACCUGUAAAAAUGAUGAGAAUUGAUAAGAAUCAGUUCAUUCAAACUUUGGCUGUUUAAAAAUCAAGCUAAGAUAAUGUUGAGGAUCCUUUAACCAAUUCAAACGUUGAACAUUUGCCUAGGAUUGGUCGUAGAGUAGAUGAUUCUUAGAUCUAAUCAUAUGAUGCUUCAUCUGUUAUUAGUAAAAAAUAGAAUAAAGUUGAUGAAUCGUACAUUUUACCUAAACCUUCAUUAGAAAUAGCAUCGUAGGGUUCUAAAAACAGUGAGAAACUCAAUCUCAUUCACUAGAUUUAUGCUGGCAAUCCUGUUAAAGUUGUUAAGAAAACAAAAAAACCUAUGAAACCAGAAAUUCAGAUACUAUAAUAAAAGCUAGUAUAGAAGAAACUAGAUAUCGAAGGUGAACCAAAGCCUUUACUAAUUAAAAAGUAUAUCAUACCUUAUAAUCUAAAGUGUUAAACAUCAAUAAGAGGAAAAAUCUCCAUCUCCAUUUUUGCCUGCUCUUCCUGCUAUUUCUAAAGAGAAAAGAAUCAUGAAAGACAACAAUGAGGAUGAACAAUUAAAAAGGAUUAAACAGACUGAGGAAUAAAUAUAAAUGCUAAAAGAAAAAUAAUUAAAAUAAAAAAGAAAAUAUUAACUUAGAAAUUCAGAGAAAUGA